Molecule: messenger RNA, 335 nt
Organism: Bombyx mandarina (wild silkworm)
Lineage: Eukaryota; Metazoa; Arthropoda; Insecta; Lepidoptera; Bombycidae
Product: NADH dehydrogenase (ubiquinone) MWFE subunit
Cellular component (GO): respiratory chain complex I
Source: RefSeq, a predicted model, not a curated record
UUCUUGUCACUGCUGUCACUGUUAUUUUCCGAACGAAAACACUUGUGUAACUUGGGAUACGAGAAUUUAGAAUAAUGUGGUACGAAAUUCUUCCGAGUUUUUUCAUUAUAACUGCUGCUGUUGGUCUACCGGGCUGGGGUCUUUAUCAUAUACAUAAUCUGACUUUAGGCAAUCAUUAUAGACGCUCGCUUACUGAUAGAUGGAGUCGUGCGUUGUACCAGAGGGAUAUGAGGCUUACUGGUAAUCCUUAUGAAGUGAAUGGCUUGGAAGCUAUCCCGGAUAAUUGAAGUAGUAAAAUAUUAUCUAGUUAGUAUUUAAUAAAUGUGUUAAAUAUA